Messenger RNA from Aricia agestis (brown argus), 1252 nucleotides. RefSeq names its product THAP domain-containing protein 6-like. Lineage: Eukaryota; Metazoa; Arthropoda; Insecta; Lepidoptera; Lycaenidae. The record is from RefSeq and is a predicted model, not a curated record. The coding region runs from base 63 to 596 and encodes 177 amino acids. The transcript has 4 exons.
CACAACGCUCGUAACGAGACUCGCAUUAUUUUGGUGUUUUUUACGUUUUUAACAAAACAAGGAUGAAGUGUUGUGUUUUACAAUGUCAAAGUUACUCAGACAGACGUUCUGAUAACAUGGAUGGCAUCACAUUUCAUCUAUUUCCAUCUGACAAUAAUUUAAAACAACUAUGGAUUGCAAAACUUAAUAGACCGGAUUGGACACCAACUAAAUACACGAAGAUUUGUUCUUGUCAUUUCGAUGACGCAGACUUCAUGGUGACAAAAAAAGGCCUUAAAAAAUUAAAGAAGGGCUCUUUACCUAGUUUAAAACUAGAUUCGCUUAACAGAAAAUUGGCAGACCCUGUCAAAUCAUCUAUAGACUCUACCACAGAAUACAAAUUACUCACGGAGGACCCUACCACAAGUAAUUUGAAUGAAUUUCUCUUACUAAAUGAUUCGCCUGGAAAAAGGAAGCUUAAGCAAGAAAUAGAACAUUUGCGAUAUAAAGAAAAAAAAAGUGGAUUAAAAAUCAGGAGACUACAAAUGCAAGUUUUGCGCUUGAAAAAGAAGGUUCGAAGUUUAACUGCAGUAAUUAAAGACUUAGAAAACAAAUAACUUCUGCAGGAAGAGGACGCAGACAUUUUAUCACGUAAUAAAUCUAUAAAUAUUUAAAAGAUGAAAGACUUGGUUGGGCGACAAAUUUCAAAAAUCAAAAAACUUCCCUUAAAGAAGAAAUAUUAUCCACCUCUCCUUCGCCUUAUCACUUUAUUAUUAUUCGCCAAAUGUAUACUCGUAUGUUAGAAAAACGUUUAACACCUGCUUACCGCAUCCGAGAACCAUUUCUAAAUGGUAUGAAACUGUUGUUGGUGAAACUGGAUUUACAGCUGAAGUUUUUAAAGCACAAUAUUUAUUUAAAUCGCAAUAAAAAUGUUUCCGGCAAACGCGCUUUGUGCAGUCGUAAUAAUGGACGAGAUAGCUACAAAAGAGCACGUUGAAUGGGAUGGCCAUAAAUAUCACGGCUAUGUUGACCUCGGACUUAAUGACGUACAAAAGGACAACUCGGAACAAGUGUCUCAGGCUUUGGUACUGUUACUUGUUUCUCAAAUUGAGAGGUGGAAAUUAGCUAUGGGGUUCUUUCUAAUUCAUUCUAUGACCGGGGAACAAUGGGCUUCAAUAGUGAAACAAUGUCUUUACAAAUUCGAAGAAAAUGGUGUCGACGUUAUAGUUUCCCUGACGCUAGACGGCUGCGAUGCAAAUAUUGCAAUGUAAAA